Molecule: messenger RNA, 728 nt
Organism: Papilio polytes (common Mormon)
Lineage: Eukaryota; Metazoa; Arthropoda; Insecta; Lepidoptera; Papilionidae
Exons: 2
Coding region: 43-462 (139 amino acids)
Source: RefSeq, a predicted model, not a curated record
CUCGUCCUGAGCAGGCGUGUUAGCGAGUCACGUGGUAACAAGAUGGCCGCCACAAGUGCAUACUCCACGCCCGUUAAUACAGUGGACAGGAAGAACAUUAUCUUACUUCUUAGAAAUAAUGUGCUCAAUACAUCUGUGGAAUUCAUACCUGAUUCUGAUUUGAUGGACUCGGAAUCACCAAUCAGAAAACCUACCACUCUUCAACCAGUAAUCAAGAAACUGUUCCAUUCUCCAGCGCAGGAGUUCAGUCCGAAGCGACUGGUCUCUAGAGAUGAAGUGGAUAGGAGUAAGAGAGUUAGAAAGAGAAAGCUAAUACCAGAUUCAGAUGAGAAGAUAAAAAGAGUAUAUGUUAAGGAGUUUGAAGGAGACAGCUAUAGUCCAGAAGUACAAGAGGGAAUGAGAAAGCGAGUGUUAAUCAGUCUAUUUCAUAACAAAGAGUAUUCAAUGGACUGCGGAGACUAACUUUGAUAUUUACAUUAUUGUAGUAAGUAUUUUUAUAUACCUUAUUUAAUAAGAUUGUCUUCCAGUAAUUUAAGAUUAAUGUCUUCCUUUUAAAUGAAUUAUGUAUCGAGUAUUUAUGUUAUAUAAACGAUUUUAAUGACUUGUAAAGAAUUAUAACAAGUGUAGGCUUUAAUAUGUGAUGCAAUGUAGAAAGAAAUUUAUGUUACGUAGGAUAAGGUUAGGAUACGAAUGCGGAGAUGUUUAAAUAAAUUAUGAUAAUUUGUAUG